This is a messenger RNA of Penicillium paradoxum, 1941 nucleotides long. RefSeq names its product sigma-70 region 2 family protein. The transcript is spliced from 2 exons. The record is from RefSeq and is a predicted model, not a curated record. The coding region runs from base 1 to 1941 and encodes 646 amino acids. NCBI's taxonomy places the organism in Eukaryota, Fungi, Ascomycota, Eurotiomycetes, Eurotiales, Aspergillaceae.
AUGCCAACUUCUCCUAAUGAUGUUGAUACCAACUAUGCCCCGAAUUUAUACAACGUGCGCUGGCAAUUCAUCGAUUCUUCAGAUAACAGUCGAGCCAACUUGACGCAAGUGAAGCGCCAUGUCAUGCAAGAGUAUAUGCGCCAGAAGAAGAGCGGCACUCGUCAAAGUGAGGGCGAGGGGGAACACUCACCAACAAAGCCCGGGCGACCCAGAAAGACUCGGGUUGCAAAACGGAGGUCUGAGAAGCAAGCGAGAUCUAAAAGCGACAGCAAUAGCAAACAGCCUCGAGAGAGACGAUCAAUCAGGAAGCAGCCCGUCGCGUGUACCGAUGAUUUCAUCAACCAGGAGCGUAGGAGCGAUCUGGUGCAAACUUCCACCAUAUCGAAUGCCCUAUUGAAUGAAAGUGACGAUAUGUCCUCGAUUUUAUCUUUCCAAACAUCUCAUACCCAAUCUGGCUCCUCCUUGCCAAUUGACAACUUUGGCAAUAUACCUUCACCCAGUUCUCAGCGUCACGAUCCAGAUUUUAACAAUCUCUCGUGGUCACCAACAUCCACGACAUCAUAUCAGUCCAUACAUUCACCAAAUAAUAUCGUGGAUGCUGCGCGACCAGACACAUUCAACACUAUUCCUAUGGAUUUGGAUCGAGAUGGUCAAGGGUUGUUUGAUCUCUGCUUCAAUGAUAUGCCAGGUUGCUCCUACGGACCCUCCUCUCGUUCGGCUCUAGCUCCUCACUGGUAUACUGCCGCGUUUGUUCCGGAGGAAAUGAAAGGCAAGACCCCAAACCCUCUUUCAAAUCGAGAUCAUGUUGGAACAGUGCUCCGAGACCAUCUCUCCAACAAUCCCCAUGAUACCUCCGAUGUAGCAAUCAUUUCCUGUCUGACUGCUGCAUCCUUGGAGUACAUUGAUUCACGACCAGGACAUAAGGAAAUUGGUCGGGUGCAUAUGCGGGCUGCACGCGAGAUGAUUCGAGCCCGAGGUGGUCCCUCUGCAUUUGCGAACACACCUAUCGGUACUUUUAUCAACUGGCAAGACUACAUCCCCUCGGGAUAUGAGCCACAAAGACCGAGCAUUUUCCAUGAAUACGAACAACCGACUCCCAUUUCAUCCGAGGCUUGGCCACUACCAGCACCCCAGCCCAUCCAAAACCUCCGUACAAUGUCAUCUUCACCAUAUUCCAUAUCCUCGGCGUUCUCAGAAGUCUCCACCAGUCCCGAGCCUCGAACCAUGCUACCAUCUCCCUUAAUAUCAUCAUCAUUAGAUGAGAUUAAACUUCAAUGUGAAGAAUUUCUCGACUUCCUUCGUCGCUGUGAACACCUCGCCCUGUACCAGCGCGAGCAUCCCCAAUCAUCGUAUAUUAUCCGGCAUACGGCAGUUCAAGAAACGUCCAACCUCCGCCAGAUCCUCGUCUCGACCCCAGACGGCCGAUCUACCACAUCGGAAGACCCGAAACGAACAAUUGCCCGCCUUACAACUUUGAUGGUACUCAAUGCAGCGCUGUGGGAUUACCGUUACACCCCGGCCCGCACAGCCAUAUUUCUCAGCACGCUCGAAAAGGCCAUGGCUGACACGGAAGUCGAGAUGAGUGGCUCGGUCGAAACCAUUCUUCAGAUCUUACUCGAAUGCAACGACGGCUCUAUCGAGAGCGGGCCUAUCUAUUCAAACAGUGUCACACCCCCUGCUCUAGGGGAGUACCUCCCAGACUUCUCCCAGUACUAUCCGACGGCUACUUCGCCUUUUGCACGCCCGUGGUUUGUUGGCCGCAUGCUGAAAGUUGCGAUACGGUUGAGUGACUUCUCGUGGCACCGCAUCAGUGAGCUUCUAUUUUCCUGUCUGACUCUCCAAGUCCAGGAUUCAUCAACGGCUCUUUGGGAAGCGGAUCUUCGAAAGGAGGUUUUUGAUGCUCCGUUGACUGGCCAUGAUAUGCACUCAUUGAUUAAAUGA